UGGCCCCCUGCGCAUUGCAAACGCGUUUAUCAUCGUUCGAACUUCAUCGAUGAACGCACACACAUAAUAGAGCCCCCAGAAUCAGGCGCAGGCGAAUUCGUUUUCACGCGAACACGUUUAUAGGUUACUUUAGUUAUAAGAUCGCGUUUUCCGUGCUCAGACGUGUACAGUUUCCACUCAUGUGUGUGUGUGUUAACAGUGAUAAAUAAUUUAUAUAAAUACAGCUGUGGUUUUCCCCAUAACGUCGCCAUACCAUCCUCGUCUGUACUUCUUGCGAUUCUGGGAGAUUAUAUCAGAGGAGCACGGCAUUGACCCUGUGGGGGUGUACCGCGGCACCAGCGACCUCCAGCUCGAGCGAAUCUCAGUCUACUACAAUGAGGCCUCUGUUGCGACGGCGGAGAACGGGGGCAAGUACGUCCCCCGCGCCAUCCUGCUCGACCUCGAGCCCGGCACCAUGGACGCCGUCCGCUCCGGCGUGUACGGCCAGCUCUUCCGCCCGGACAACUUCGUGUUCGGCCAGUCCGGCGCCGGCAACAACUGGGCCAAGGGACACUACACAGAGGGCGCAGAACUAGUCGACGCGGUGCUCGACGUCGUCCGCAAGGAGUGCGAGAACUGCGACUGCCUCCAGGGCUUCCAGCUCACGCACUCCCUCGGCGGCGGCACCGGCUCAGGCAUGGGCACCCUCCUCAUAUCUAAAAUCCGCGAAGAAUACCCCGACAGAAUUAUGAACACCUACUCAGUUGUACCGUCGCCCAAAGUGUCAGAUACAGUAGUAGAACCCUACAAUGCCGUCCUCUCCAUACACCAGCUCGUAGAAAACACAGACGAAACUUACUGCAUAGACAACGAGGCCCUCUACGACAUCUGCUACAGAACACUCAAAGUCCCCAACCCGACCUACGGCGACUUGAACCAUCUAGUCUCUCUCACCAUGUCCGGCGUUACCACGUGCCUGCGGUUCCCCGGCCAGCUGAAUGCGGAUCUCCGCAAGCUGGCGGUGAACAUGGUCCCGUUCCCGCGUCUCCACUUCUUCAUGCCCGGUUUCGCCCCCCUGACGUCUCGCGGCAGCCAGCAAUACCGAGCGCUGACGGUGCCCGAGCUGACGCAACAGAUGUUCGACGCCAAGAACAUGAUGGCGGCGUGCGACCCGCGCCACGGCCGCUACCUCACCGUGGCCGCCAUCUUCCGCGGACGCAUGUCCAUGAAGGAAGUCGACGAACAGAUGUUGUCGAUUCAGAACAAGAACAGCAGCUUCUUCGUCGAAUGGAUCCCGAAUAACGUGAAGACGGCGGUGUGCGACAUCCCUCCCAAGGGUUUGAAGAUGUCUUCGACUUUCAUCGGUAACACGACGGCUAUUCAGGAGUUGUUCAAGAGGAUAUCGGAGCAGUUCACAGCCAUGUUCAGACGUAAAGCCUUCUUGCAUUGGUACACCGGCGAGGGCAUGGACGAGAUGGAGUUCAAUGAAGCUGAGAGCAACGUCAAUGACCUGGUGUCCGAGUACCAGCAGUACCAGGAGGCGACGGCGGAGGACGACACGGAGUUUGACCAGGAGGACAUGGAAGAGCUGGCCCAAGAUGAGCAGCACGACUAACUUGCUUGGAGAGGUUACGUACUCAUCCUUUGUGAUAACAAUAAGUGCUGGUCAAAUAACGUGGAUAUUGUCUCUUUCAUUAGUAAUCAAUUUUCACACAGCUAGGUAAUUUUGAACAAAAGAAAGUUGCAUAUAAACAUCAUAAUCAUACGCUAAUCACUUUCUACCAAAUGUACAAUGUGUAAGCGAUUAUUUGUUUUAAUAUAAGGUCAUUUAAUAAAAGCAAUUAGUUGUGUGAAAAUUAUCUACUAAAUAAGUCAGGACAAACAGGUUUAGCUGGUAUAUAUUUAAAAUGUGCCGUCAACUUCAAAAAGGUGCAUGUUACGAAGUAGACCUUGAUAAUUACUUCUAUAAAUACAUAUUUUCUAAAAUAAUAUGAGAGGCUACACUUUGAUGAGUGCGUCUGUGCAGCAUUAAAAUUGUUCUACUUUAUCCAAAGCGUCCUAUUGCGCAUUCAAAAUUCGAUUUUAUUAUUAAUAGCGUUCGAUCUCGCACUAUUAUCCGUCAAUUAAGUGUGACGCGUCGUAAGAGUGCAAAAUGAUAAUAAUAAUAUUUUAUUAUAAUAUCGAAUACCUAGUAUUAUUUUUAUCGAAGUCUGUUUUUUAAAAAAAAAAGAAUUUUAAAUAGAUAAAGCUAAGAGUCAGAUUUUUUGUAGGAAACGUACCAAUCUGUGCAUUUCUUAGCUUAAGUUAUUGUAAUGUCUUGUAUGCUUUUUAUAUAUUAAUUUAUAAUUAAAUGUUUUUAACAAAAUUCAA
This is a messenger RNA of Chilo suppressalis (striped riceborer), 2349 nucleotides long. NCBI's taxonomy places the organism in Eukaryota, Metazoa, Arthropoda, Insecta, Lepidoptera, Crambidae. The record is from the annotation of a GenBank genome assembly.